CGGCUAUAUUGACAGCACUCCGCACGUUGACGUGCAGUUAGUAGGUUCUCAGACACCGCGGAGUACAGACGUAGCCGCCACGCGAUGCAAUCCGCCUGAUACAGCGUUCCGCAAUUAUGACUUAUGGACCGAAUGCCGGUAGGACAAGCGGCAGAUUUUUAAUUAUAGAACGCAAAUUAAUAAUAGUAUCCAGAUAUUGGGAGGUUUUCGGCGAAAUAACCGCCGAGAGGCUCCCGCGGAAACUUGGACUAUAAACUUUUUUUAGUGCUUGUGUUUAGGUGAACUGUGUAGUGUUUGUGGGGCUUUUUUUUUGGAUUAGCAAAAUGGUACCCCAACAAAUUUCGGAUGUACGAUCUUUGACGCCAACUUCUAGUGGCGUCCCUGUGUUUGGUUCACAACUUGUCGAUAAAAACUCUUCAACACCUUACACUGAUGCAACUCAGACAAAAAAGAACAACCCAAAUCACAUCAAGAGACCGAUGAAUGCGUUUAUGGUUUGGUCUCAAAUCGAACGCAGAAAAAUUUGCGAACAAACUCCAGAUAUGCAUAAUGCAGAAAUUUCUAAGAACUUAGGGCGAGUUUGGAAAACGCUAAACGAUGAGGAAAGGCAGCCUUUUAUAGAUGAAGCAGAAAGGCUCAGACAACUGCAUAUGCGCGAGUACCCUGAUUAUAAAUAUAGGCCUCGCAAGAAAACAGCAAAACCUGCACAAAGAAGUGGUGCAAUAACCAAGCAGAAGCGUAAACAAAGAGCUGACAGUAACAACAACAGAGGUGUAUCCAGACGGAGAACGCGGACGGUCCCAAGCAUCUCCAGUGUUCCAAUGGAAACGCCAGCUCCUCCACCACUGCCAGCAUCCCCAGCGGGAUCGCCGGAUUCUCCUGAAUCUGCGUGUUUCUACGACGAUAACACGAAACGCGAUCAAUCAGACCUAACUGAACUUUAUUCAAUUACGGAUUUAUUUACGUUACCAGCAGACUGUGAAGUUGAUCUAGACGCGUUGACGGAAAUGGAGGACUUUGAGACGGCAUCUUCUUCGUCAGGAUCACACUUUGAGUUCUCAUGCACGCCGGACGUGUCUGAUAUGCUCAGUGAGAUUGGCGUAGCAGGGGAUUGGGAUGACCCUACUUUCUCAUCGUACCUUACGUCGUCUUAAAGCGGUGCCCAGGUCGCCACGGCCGCUGGCCGAUACCACUGAUCUCAUUUUCGAGCCGCCAAACGGGGGCCGACGACGCGGCGACCGCUCGCCGCCCCGCCUAGAGAGUGCCUACAUCCAAUUGACGUGUCGACAUUUGGAUUUAAUGUACAAAGUUAUUUAAUAAGAUUUGAUGAUGAAAUUUGAUUUCUGAGUUGUUCGGCCACAUGGCUUUGUUCACUUUCAGUUCUUUCGAUUUAUUUUCUUUAAUGGCAAAUGCGAACUAUUCGGGAAUGGCUUUCGAUGUCACAACAUCGAUUUUUACAACAUAGGCUGUGAGUUGGUUCUCAUUUAAAGGUUUUUCUUUCGUUUUACAACAAUGUUAUCAGGGUGGUUUCCAAACGGCACGUCUCAGACGCAUCUCAGUAAAUAAUCCGUCUUACUCUCCGUCGCCUGAUUAGUAAGUUACGGUCCGGUCUGGUCAGGUCGCCGCCUGUUAGCACCGCGUUGUCGCGUCCGUGUUCUAUACGUGUACAUUACUCGACUUGGCUUCUAUAGUAAGUUCGAAAGUCCUAAGCUCUUAAUUUUACUUUUUUAACAAUUUUACUGUAAGACCAAUUGUUUAUUUACAUUUAAACCUCUUAGAUGGAAUAUAUAUCGAGUAAUAGAAAAAUAAGAAUAGGUUAAACUCAUGUUCACCUUGCGUUCUAAUUACUGUACGUAAGAUCACUAUAUACUUUGAUGCACACGUAGAUAAUAGAUAUACUUUUAUAAUUUCACUUUUGGAAGCUAAUCAGUAUGUCAUUUUGAAUUUCGGAGUGCGGGACUCUGCAAGGAUUUGGCCCUUACCGUGCUUACUUUCUCUUUGUUGGAACAAGCAGCGCGUGAACGGUAGACGGUAAUGUGUACUUUAUAUAUUCCUCGCACGCGUGACAUUUGUUAAAAUCAUUUAAUGGAAUCAUGGUAAGGGAUUGUGUAGAUGUUACGAGUGAUUCGUCUCGCUAUAGUGUAUGUAAGGUUGUUUAAGGUAAGGUAAUUUCCGUUCAAUGGUAAGGUAUGGAGAAUCUAUAUCUCUUGAAAUGACGGCACCUCAGGAUGAAUGCGAAGGGACACUUCUUCACUUUCUUCUUUGAUUUUUUACUCUUCCCGCUUCAUGGUUUCUAAAAACGUCUGUAGAAAGAUACAUAUCAAAAAUCGGAAUGUAUUAAUUCGCUUGACGGUGAUGAUGAACAAACACUACUUCGGUUAUAAAUAAAUAUUUUGCUGUUUAAACUCUGUGAUUUACGUUAUGGAUUUUCUAAAUUAUAAGAAUCUAGUGGAGACUGAUAUCGCAUAGAUUAGUUUUAGCAGCGCUAGCUUGUCUUAACUUUUUUAAUUUUUAGAACUGGGCAUACGUUUUAUAAGAAAAAAAUAUGGUCGUAUUUUUGAUAAUUUGCUUACCUGUGGAGAUCGGGUGACGAUGUCGAAAUUUUCUCGUAAAGUUAAAAUAUUUUAACGAAUUUAUGAUUGGUAAACUAGUUUGAUAUUUAAUAGUGUUCCCGAUGUCCACAGCGAGGCGUGCGCUAAACACAUUUUAUAUAUCUUCGCGAAAACUGUCAAUUCAUUGAAAAUGGCGUCAGUUAGUUAGUGGGGUAAUGUUUCAAAUAUAAAUAUUACCGACCAUAUUAAUAUAUUAUAAAUCUUCUAAAAUAUACAGUUUCAAAUAACGAAUACAAUAUUUGUAGAUAAUCUGUGUCCCUGAAAUACAUAUAUUUCACUUAUACGGGAUCCGUUGUGCUCCGAUCGAUAUAAAAGAAAAUGCUUUACUUAUAUUCUUAUAAAUAUAUUAUGUAUAAAUAACUUUGUGUAACUUAGUGAGUGUCUACGAAAUCCAAUUAUUUUUAAAAGAAUGCAUAAAAUACAUGUUAUCUAUACAUGACUAUUUGUAAAUCUGUAAGUACCUACUACUGUCUUGGGUGUUGUAAGGCGAUAUUAUAUAUCCAUAGAAAAAAAAAAGAAAAAUAAAUUUGUGCCUAAUUAAUUACUUGGAAUUUUUCAUAUGUAUAUUAUAGUGUUGCUCAAGAUAUCUUUGUAAGCGCGUAGUGGUUACUUAGAAGCUGUUUGUUAUAAACUGUGUUUUAAUAUUAUACUAAGAUUUUUGGACACCAGAUAUGCAUUUUGUAUUAAUUUUGCUGCUUUGAAAGUUUUACGCAAAUGCCUAAAUUUUGUACUCUACAGAAUAUUUUCCAUAGGGACUAUUAUUUUCCCUUAACGUACAUUAUGAGCUAUAAGUAAAUAACCAGACAAUAUUUUGCAUUGGAAGCAGAACUGUCAAAGCCAGCACCAGAUAAUAAUUACAAAAAAAAAAAAAUCUUUUCAAACAUGUUUGUAUUAAAGUUAGUGCUUUUAUAUAUUUUUUAUUUGCCUCGUAGUUAUUUUGUGCUUCAAUCAUCACGACAUCAGUAUAUAGUUUCUCACGGUAUAAUAUGAAAGGCUUUUAAAUUAAAUUUCUGCACGAAUAAAAGCAAUAUCUGUAAUGACACGAACGCUCAAAUUAGAGAUAGAUCUUCUCCUGAAAUAAUAACUAAAUGAACCGAACGUUUGUAAAUUCUGGCCAUACCUGUCAGUCUCUUCGUCUACUUCUUCUUCUGCUUAAACAAACAGAAGAAUUUUCAUUGGAGGAGAAUAUUUUUAAUAAAACCGUAGAGUAUUUGUAAAGCAACAUCGAAUUUAUUGUUGUAUUUAGCGCUUUUUAUUCAAUAAUUGGAAUUAUCAGGGUUCGAUGUUUCGUUUUGAAAUUUAAGAUUGUAAAGAAUAACAUUUUGUACAAACUGUAACUCUCGUUUCUCUUGAUAAAUCUGUUUCUUAUUUUUUCUCAUUUUUUGCUUUAAUCUGUAGACUUUACACCUCUAAUAUAUCGAGGUAUUGUAAAAUGUAAAUAAUUAAUUAGUGGAACUGUCUAUAAUUAUGUAAAAGUCAAAAUAAAGCGAUACUGUGAGAAAAAUUAGAGGGUAAAAUUAAGCGUCUCAAAGAAAUAAUAAAUAAAUAUCAUAGAAGACGUAGUUGUUGUAGGUUACAUGUAUAAUUAAAUGGAUUAUAUAAUACAUUGUUGUGAACUUGUAUCUCACUUCACCUACUUCUGCUAUUCCCUCAAUAAAGGAUGUAGAAUCAGGUGAAUUGAGUAUGUAUUCUGUUCUGGGUUUCGAUUUCCCAUCUUUCAAUACAAUCUAUUAUCCGGCCAAAUGAAAUUUCAAAUUUUACCUAAACACCAGUAAGAACCACGUUCGUAUUAGAUUUUAAGUAUUAUUGCGUAAACAAUAAACCGUUUUUGGAAUUUGGGAAAUCGAAACAACAAAUCUUUGCUGAGUCGUAGCCUACAAAUCGCUUGUCAUACAAGUAGAUUUUUUCUUAAACUUUGUAGAAUAUUAAUUAUAUAUGUUUAACAUUAUGAUAAGUCUUUAUUGCGAUUCGAAAAAAAAAAAUGUUAGUGAUUCAUUCACAGAACUGAAAACGUUGAAAAUAUACUCGUUAUGUUGUUUGAAAAAAGAUCGUAAAUAUAUCUCUGUAUAAUAUGUACUGUUGUUGAUUUAUUUAUUAAGCGUCUUCUAUUGUAAGAUUUUUUUUAUAUAUCAUUCUCUUUGAUCUUUGAGACACAACGAAUCAUUUUCAUUUCCCUCUGUCCUUCAAUAGCUCAUAAUGCUUAAAAUAAUUAGUAUUAACUGAUGUGUAAUUGGUGUCUAUAAGAUGGUAAACUUAAACAAUUAACAAAUGUAUUAUGUAAAAUACAACCAGUAGUGAAUGUAUAUUGAUCGGUUGUUGACGUAGCUGUGUCAUUUAUGGUUAUUGAUAUAGAUUAUAAUAAAAACUUCGCACAAUCUGAGUCAAGGAACUAACAUAGGUAUAAUAGGCAUUAGUCGUAUGAUAUAUAGUAACACAUACAGUUACAAAAAAUAAGUGUGAUAGUUUGUUUUAUAUAACGUUCCAUCGUAUUUUUUUUUUAAUAUUUUGUGUCUAAGUUGUCCUUCUUAUUUUUUCCUGUAAAGUGCCGAUCUCUUAACAGCCCCUUAAGUUUAUAUACGCAGACCAUGUUCGGUUUAUAAAAUACUUCAUGAUAUUAUCUGAAUGUUUCUAUUUUGAAUAAGUUCUUGAUACUCGAUCAAAUAUAUAAGGAACAAAAAAAAAAUUAAAAUGGUCCAUUAAAUUCUAUCAAGUAAUGUUAAGGUAAUAUUAUUAUAUUAGUAGCAGCAAGUGUAUACUUAUUAACUGAGUAACAUUCGUAUAAAUUUAACGUUACAUGCCAAAACCAAUUCAAACUAUUGAAGCUAAAAAAAUGGCUUUAAAUGUAAAAAUGGGACUGUUUCAUUGUCAUUCGAGUCGUUUUCUUCUAUACCAUUGGACAUUGUAAAUACCUCGUUAAUGAACUACUUAAUGCCACGUAUUUUUUUAUAAUUUCCUUUGUAAAUCACACUAUAACCGUGUGUUCCAAACCAUUCUAGUCUAAGUGAUUUUGGGCAGUUUAAGACUAUAUUUCAUUCACGUCACGUCAGAGCUGAGUGUGUUGUUUCAAGGACAAUCGUGGCAUUUUCAUUAUUGAUACCUGAUUUUUUUUUAAUAUUUUUUUUUUCAAUUGAUACCAAAAACUAAUGAAGCUGUUAGACGCCGUUACCGAUGGAUCUCUCUUUAGCACUAAACAGUUACGGUUUUUUGGCUAACCAAAUACUGACGAUGCUUCUUUGUUACCAACCUUGUAAUUGGUUCUAAAAUGUUGUACAUAGUAGAUGAUCUUAAGUAAAACCUACAACGCACGGUUCGCUAAAAUGUUAAAAAUAUUCCCCUGUAUUGGGUUUAUUUUAUAAAAAUCUAUUAUCUGCAAUAGUUUUUAGGUUUUAUUUUGUAUUGAUAAGUUAUUUUGCGAGGAAUCUUUUAAAUUCUCCUCGGACGUUGUAUAAAUUAUUGACGUAUCUAGUAAGGUGUCUGCUGUAACUACAUAUAUUGUACGUAGUUUUUUAAACUAAGUAUCAAAUAACAUUACUGUAGUUACGGAUUUAAGGCGAACGUGUACAUUUUGUAUCGUACUUUGUUUCAAUAAUGAAUAUAUAUUAUUAUAUGGUAUAAAAUAAAUCAUCCAGUUUUUAAAAAAUA
This is a messenger RNA of Danaus plexippus (monarch butterfly), 6254 nucleotides long. RefSeq names its product transcription factor sem-2-like. Bases 324 to 1154 code for a protein of 276 amino acids. The transcript has 2 exons. Gene Ontology annotation, biological process: anatomical structure morphogenesis; regulation of DNA-templated transcription; cell differentiation. Gene Ontology annotation, molecular function: DNA-binding transcription factor activity, RNA polymerase II-specific; RNA polymerase II cis-regulatory region sequence-specific DNA binding. Lineage: Eukaryota; Metazoa; Arthropoda; Insecta; Lepidoptera; Nymphalidae. The record is from RefSeq and is a predicted model, not a curated record.